AUGGCUUCCAGGAUUCCUCACCACUCCGCCCACCCCUUCUUGGAUCCCCAUUCCCCAUGGCUUCCAAGGAUACACCUUCGCCACCCUUCCCAAUUCCCUUCACUGGCUUCCCAAGGAUCCCUCGCCCACUUCCCUCAUUCCCCACUGGCUUCCAAGAUUACCCCACCCUCACCACUUCUCAUUCAUUUCCGGCCCUGUCCUCAAGGAUCCACUUCGCCCAUCAUCCCCAUUUCAUUGGUUCUUCCAAGGAUACACCUCGACCUACUUCCCAUCAUUCCCCACUGGAACUUCCAAGGGAUAAGGCCACCUUCCCACCAUUCCCCACCUCCGCCCCACCUUCCAUCAUUCCCCACUUGGCUUCCCAAGGAUACACCCUCGCACUUCCCAUCAUUUCCCCACUGGCCUUCCAAGGAUACACCUCGCCACUUCCCCAUCUUCCCCACUGGCUUCCAAGGAUCACCUUCGCUACUUCUCAUCAUUCUCCACUGUCUUCCAAGAUACACCAUCGCCACGGUUCCCAUCAUUCCCCACCCCCUUGGCUUCCAAGGAUACACCUCCCACCCACUUCCCAUCAUUCCCCACUGGCUUCCAAGGAUACAUCUUGCCACUUCCCAUCAUUCCCCACUGGCUUCCAAGGAUACAUCUUGCCACUUCCCAUCAUUCCCCACUGGCUUCCAAGGAUUACCACGUCGCUACUUUCUCAUCAUUCUCCCCAUGUUUUUCAAGGAUACCACCUUGGCCCACUUCCCAUCUCCCCCAUCCCCAUUGGCUUCCAAGGAUACACCUCGCCACUUCCCAUCAUUCCCCACUGGCUUCCAAGGAUACACCUCGCCACUUCCCAUCAUUCCCCAUUGGCUUCCAAACGGAACAACCCUCCGCCCACUGUUCCCCAUCAUUCCCCACUGGUCUUUUGCCCAAAAAGGAUACACCUCGCCAUUCCCAUCAUUCCCCACUGGCUUCCAAGGAUUUACCCCAACCUCGCCAUGGCCCACAUUCCCCAACUGGUUUCCAAGGAUACAACCCUCACCACUCUUCUCAUCAUUUCCCCACUGUCUUCCAAGGAUACACCUCACCACAUUACCAAUCAUGUCCACACUGGCUUCAAGGAUACACCUCGCCACCUUCCCCCAUCAUUCCCCACUGGCUUCCAAGGAUACAUCUUGCCACUUCCCAUCAUUCCCCACUGGCUUCCAAGGAUACACCUCGCCACUUCCCAUCAUUCCCCACUGGCUUCCAAGGAUACACCUCGCCACUUCCCAUCAUUCCCCAAUGGCUUCCAAGGAUACACCUCGCCAACUUGCCCAUCAUUCACCACUGUCCUUACCAAGGAAUCACUUGCCACUUCCCAUCCAUUCCAUGUGGCUUCCAAAAAAAAAGGAUAACUUCGCCCACUUCCAUCUUUCCCCACUGGUUCAAGGAUACCACCUCCGGCCACUUCCCAUCAUUUCCCCAACUGGCUUCCAGGAGUUACACCUCGCCACUUCCCGAUCAUUUCCCCCACGGGGCUUUCCCAAGGAUUUACCACCUCGCCACUUCCCAUCAUUUCCCACUGGCUUCCAAGGAUUACAACCUCCUCGCCACUUCCCAGUCAUUCCCCACUUGGAUUCCAAGGAUACACCCUCACCAACCUCUUCCCAUUCAUUCCCCACUGGUCUUCCAAAGGAUACACCUCGCCAUUCCAUCAUUCCCAUUGGCUUCCAAGGAUUACCCCACCUCGGCCAUUACCAAUCAUUCCCCACGGGCCUUCCAGGAUACCACCUAGCCACUUACCAUCAUUCCCCACUGGCUCCAAGGAAACCAACUCGGCCACUUCCCAUCAUUUCCCCAUUCGCUUCCAAGGAUAACCUUGCACACUUCCCAAUUCCCCCAUUCCCCCACGGCUUCCAAGGAACAACCUCGACCCACUUUACCAUCAUUCCCCAACUGGCUUCCAAGGAUAACACGCCUCGCCACUUCUCUCAUUCCCCACUGUCUUCCAGGAUUAACCGCCCACUUCCCAUUCCCCAUUCCCCAAUGGAUUCCAAGGAAUACAACCUCGCCCACUUCUUCCCAUCAUUCCCCACUGGCUUACAAGGAUUACCAACUCGGCAACUCCCCAUCAUUCCCCACCGGAUCCAGGAUACCCACCUUCGCCACUUCCCAUCAUUCCCCACUGUCUUCCAAGGAUACACCUCGCCACUUCCCAUCAUUCCCCACUGUCUUCCAAGGAUACACCUCGCCACUUCCCAUCAGCCCCAAUUGGCUUCCAAGGGAUACACCUCGCCACUUUUCCCAAUCAUUACCCACUGGCUUCCAAGGAUUACAACCUCGCCACAUUCUCAUCAUUCCCACUGUCUUCCAAGGAUUACCCACCUCGCCACUUUCCCAUUCCAGUUUCCCCAGUGGUCUUCCAAGGAUACACCUCGCCACUUCCCAUCAUUCCCCACUGGCUUCCAAGGAUACACCUCACCACUUCCCAUCAUUCCCCACUGGCUUCCAAGGAUACACCUCGCCACUUCUCAUCAUUCCCCACUGUCUUCCAAGGAUACACCUCGCCACUUCCCAUCAUUCCCCAUUGGCUUCCAAGGAUACCACCUAGACCAACUUCCCAUCAUUCCACCCCACUGGGAUUCCAAGGAUAACACCCUUCAACCAACUUCCCAUCAUUCCCCAACUGGCUUCCAAGGAGACACCUCGCCAACUUAUCAAUCAUUCCCCACUGUAUUCCAAGGAUACAUUCGGCACUUCCCAUCCAUUGCCCACCUCGCCACUUCCCAUCAUUGCCCAUUGGCUUCCAAGGAUACACCUCGCCACUUCCCAAUCUUUCAUACGGACGCUGCUCUCUUCCUUGCUUCUCGAAGUCUGACUCAUAUUUUCUCAUCUAAUCAUCAUUUAUUAUAUUUAACCCAAAAUGAGGUUGCUAAGCAAUCAUUCUUUGCAAUCAGCCAUACCAUCAUAUAG
Messenger RNA from Macrobrachium nipponense, 2940 nucleotides. RefSeq lists its product as uncharacterized. Lineage: Eukaryota; Metazoa; Arthropoda; Malacostraca; Decapoda; Palaemonidae. The record is from RefSeq and is a predicted model, not a curated record. The transcript has a single exon. Bases 1 to 2940 code for a protein of 979 amino acids.